GGCCGCCCCCCGGUUGGCUGGCGGGGCGGAGCGCGGCGGCGGCAAGAUGGCGGUGGCCGGCGGCGGCCCCGGUUCGUCGUCCCGGUCCCCGGAGCGGCGGCACGACCCGCUGUCGCGGUUCACCUGCCCGGUGUGCCUGGAGGUGUACGAGAGCCCGGUGCGCGUGCCCUGCGGACACGUCUUUUGCACUCCGUGCCUGCAGGAAUGCCUUAAGCCGAAAAAGCCGGUUUGUGGUGUCUGCCGCAGUACCCUGUCGCCUGGUAGCAGAGCUCUGGACUUGGAAAAGCAAAUCGAAAUGACAGAAACCACUUGCAAUGGCUGCAAUAAAAAAAUGUAUCUCUCAAAGAUGCGUAGCCAUGCAGCUUCUUGUUCCAAGUACCAGAAUUACAUCAUGGAAGGUGUGAAAGCUGUAACUAAAGAACCGCUUCACAACACCAGGAACUUCCCAAACCGCUUUACCUUUCCUUGUCCGUAUUGCAGCGAGAAAAACUUUGAUCAAGAAGGACUAGUUGAACACUGCAAAACGUUGCACAGCAUGGAUGCAAAACAAGUGGUUUGCCCAAUUUGUGCCUCAAUGCCAUGGGGAGAUCCAAAUUACAGGAGCGCUAACUUCAUGGAGCACCUUCAGAGACGACAUCGCUUUUCGUACGAUACUUUUGUGGAUUACGAUGCUGAUGAAGACGAUAUGAUGGCACAGGUUUUGAUGCGUUCUUUGCGGGAUAAAUGAACCGACUAGAAGAUUAACUGUAAAACCAAGCUUCCAUGAGGGGGAAAUGCCCAGCAUCCUCGCACUUCUCCCUGUACAUCCCAGGAUGAACUCAGGCAUCCAGAAAUACAGAAGACUUUAAUCCCUAUCUCAAGUUUCCAAUCCUGGUUUGAGAUUUCUGUAACACUCAGUCUUUAGUUAACAUGGUCUUUGCCAUUCGACACUAUCAGCCUAAUUUUCUUGCUUCACACAAAGCUUCAUUGUAAGUCAACAUGGAGGAGACGAAUCUGUUUUCCUUUACCUAUGCCUGUUUCUCAGUUUCUUUCGCUGCUGUGUUCAUCUGACCGUCUGAAAACAAAACCAUUCCAAAUGGAAUGGCCUGAAUGAGUUAAUAAAUAUCCCUUCCCUAUCUCAUUUACAUAUCUUAAACGAUAGUAUGAGAGGCGUAUUUGUAGCUCUCUUUUCCUUUAGUGAGACCUCUAGGUGCUAACUGCAGUUGUCAGACCAGCUCUCAUUGAAAGCGACUUACGAUGCCGGUGACUUCAUAAUGUUUCCCAGUGUUUAAAUUCUUACACGCAGCCUCAGCUAUAUGGAAGACAUCUUCAGUAUGGGCCUUCAAACUACAAACUUCCCUAGCAAAUCUUUGCACCUGUGUAAGCAACUACUUCAAAAUAUUUUAGUUCUAUGCAUGACUGUUACUUUCUUCCAUACUUUGGCCAUAAUUUCUAGCCUAGAAAAGAAACUUAAAUGUUGGUCUUAGUUAAAAUGCAUAAUUUUUUUGAACUAUCUUUAGCAAAUAUUAACCAUAUUUGCUGGCUUUAUGAUUAAAUUGAUGGUUUUGAAACUGGUUUUCUAGGGAUUUUAAGCCUUAUGCUGAUAGGGAAAUUCAGAAGGUUUUUUUCAAUACCUCCGCUUUCUAUUUAAACUAAAAUUUUUGUAUAUAUUUCUGGUUUUUCCACCUCUCAAGGCAAGCUGGUGACAAAACUUACCAAUAAUCCAUAGCACUCGCAUAGCACUACCUUCCUGCAUUACAGAUUUUAACAGGUAUUUUGAAUUCCCGUUCUGCAUUUAAACGUUGCUCAAUUAGCUGAAGCUGUACUUGGAUUGUUUUCCAUAUAAUAUUACUUGUAUAGUGUGCAGGUAGGGCUUUCAAAGAAAAAGUAAAACAUACCCCAGAAAGCCGGGUGGCAAUUCCAGUACCUGGGCAAAGGACACUCGUACUCAAGUCUACAGUUCUGCUGUAGAGAUUCCUCUUCAGUUUAACAUUAACAGCACAGUCAGGAUGCUGAGAAGAAUUGGAGACGCCUGACCUGAACUUGUAAAUCAUGGUAGUGUUGAGAUGUCUAGUCUAAUUUAAGCAUGUGUAAUUGGAGCAGUGGACCUGCACCACCACAGAAUUGAGUACUAAUUAAUUUAUUUGACCAGUAAACAUAAUAUCAUCAUGUUCUGCAGACUGCAGCAUAGCCUUACCCUUAAAACAACGAACCGCGCCCCGCUCAAACCUCUUGAUUAAACUUUGCGUCCAGCCAGACCCCCUAACAGAUUUAAGUUGAACUUGGCUUUAGUAUGCUUUCCCCAACUUGGUUUGGGCUAGUAUAGAGUCAUCCUUAGGCGUCUGCUUGGUGACUGGAAGCUCAGCCUUGGGGGCGGAAAAAUAAAACCGUGUUACUGUGGAAAAAUAACCACGUUUGGGGUUGGUUAUUUCUAAUGCUUGAUCUGCAAAGAGAUUACCGUGUGCUCGCGGUUGGAUGGGGAUUUCUGGGCUCUGGCUGGUUUGGUGGUACCCAGUGACUGGAAUCUGGAUUUCUGCUACUAUUCCAAGUGCACUUCCAUGCAAUUCUGAUAAAACGUUUAAGGAGCGGUUAGAAGCUUCCGAGCAAUUACUUUGUCAUGUUUUUGACUUUUGAAGAUAGGUUACAAAUAAAGGUCAUUUAAUUUAUAAAAUCCUA
Molecule: messenger RNA, 2655 nt
Organism: Phalacrocorax carbo (great cormorant)
Lineage: Eukaryota; Metazoa; Chordata; Aves; Suliformes; Phalacrocoracidae
Source: RefSeq, a predicted model, not a curated record